Messenger RNA from Auanema sp. JU1783, 1209 nucleotides. The record is from the annotation of a GenBank genome assembly. Lineage: Eukaryota; Metazoa; Nematoda; Chromadorea; Rhabditida; Rhabditidae.
AUGACCACGGUCACUAUCUCGAACUCAACUGAAUCUUCUACAGAUGAACAGCAGUCAACUAAAAGAACUCCAGCAGCAUGGUUCAAAAAAUAUUUUUUAGCUGGUCAACAGCUGAGUGCUGUUAAGGUUGAACCACCCCCAGAUGCCAGCUUUUUCGAAAGAAUUCUCAUUACCCACCGUAAAUAUGUAGCUGUUAUUCUCCCCACCAGUAUCGCCAUGAUCAUUUGGCUAUUGACAGCUUAUCGCUACAACUGGUUCAGAUUAUAUGAAACACAUUGGCAAAUGCCAAUUGUUAUGAUUCUUGGAUGUACUGUAGCAGGAAUGACAGCCGAGAGUGGUGGGGCUGUUGCAUUCCCUUUCAUGACAUUGGCAAUGCAUGUGGACCCAGGAGAUGCUCGCGAUUUCGCUGUACUGAUUGAGUGUGCUGGACUUGUAUGUGCUACUUUUUCUGUUCACUUCAUGAGAGUACAAGUAGAAUCAAAAGCUACUCUAUUCGGCUUAAUGGGAAGUAUACCAGGGUUGAUCGUCGGUUUUGAAUAUUUUGAUCAUUUACUAACGGGGCCUCAAAAGAAAAUGCUUUUCGUAUCAAUCUGGUCAUCAUUCGCUGUAGCUUUGUAUAUCCUGAACAGAGAGAAGAAGCGUAAAACUUACAGUGAAAUUCAGAAUAUGAAUUAUCAGAAAGCGAUUAUUCUGAUUGUUACAGGCUUUAUCGGAGGAAUACUAACGGCAUUUACCGGCUCUGGUACCGACAUUUGCCUGUUUUCCAUCAUUACCGUACUCUUCCGCAUCUCUGAAAAAGUUGCGACGCCCACAACAAUUGAAAUAAUGGGUAUGAAUGCUUUGAUUUCGGGGUAUUAUCGUGCUAUAUGGGCGGCCGAUGUCUCUGAAGAUAUGUAUAGCUAUGUGAAGGUUACAAUCCCCAUAGCACUUAUAGUUGCUCCAGUAGCGAGCUUCAUCGGAUCUCAUUUUCAUCGUCAGGUUCUUGCUUGGUUUGUCUAUAUAAUUGAGUUUGCUGCUAUUGUUGGAUUUGUCAUAACUGGGCCUCCAAUUAUACUCCUUGUGAUUGGAGCAGCAAUCAUCGUUGUCGGCUUUUUAUUUUUCUUCGGGCUCUGCAAGUUAGGAGAACGCAUGAUGAAUCAAGAUAGAAUUCAUCUGGAAGGUACUCUUCCAAUGGACACACCAAAAGCUCAAAUCGGAUGGUCUCAAUGA